UGCUGUCAUUUAUGUUAUUCAGCUUCAGCUAGAAAAGCACAUCAACCUCCUUUAGCUUUCUCAGGUUUCCUCUUCUUUAUCCGACGAUGGCAACUAUGGUGGCAAACCGGCCGAUGGAUGUGAACGGCUUGGCAGCAGCUGCGAGGACACACACCCAGGCUGUGACCAGAAACUACAUCUCUCAACCUCGGCUAACCUACUCUACUGUGUCAGGUGUGAAUGGACCCCUGGUGAUCUUGGAUAACGUGAAGUUCCCCAGAUAUGCAGAGAUUGUUCACCUGACUCUGCCGGACGGCACCAAGAGGAGCGGGCAGGUCCUGGAGGUGAUUGGAAGCAAGGCCGUUGUCCAGGUGUUUGAGGGAACAUCGGGCAUUGAUGCGAAGAAGACAGCCUGUGAGUUCACUGGUGAUAUCCUGCGCACCCCAGUAUCAGAGGACAUGCUCGGGCGUGUGUUCAACGGCUCAGGCAAACCCAUCGACCGCGGACCCAGUGUCCUGGCUGAGGACUACCUGGACAUCAUGGGUCAGCCCAUCAAUCCUCAGUGCCGUAUCUACCCUGAGGAGAUGAUCCAGACUGGCAUCUCUGCCAUCGAUGGCAUGAACAGCAUUGCCAGAGGACAGAAGAUUCCAAUCUUUUCUGCUGCUGGGCUGCCCCACAAUGAGAUUGCUGCCCAGAUCUGUCGUCAGGCCGGCCUGGUGCAGAAGUCCAAGGAUGUGAUGGACUACAGUGCAGAGAACUUUGCCAUUGUCUUUGCAGCCAUGGGGGUCAACAUGGAAACUGCACGCUUCUUCAAGUCUGAUUUUGAGGAGAAUGGCUCCAUGGACAACGUCUGUCUUUUCCUCAACCUGGCCAAUGACCCCACCAUCGAGCGUAUCAUCACCCCUCGCCUGGCGCUGACUUCAGCUGAGUAUCUGGCCUACCAGUGUGAGAAACACGUCCUGGUCAUCCUGACUGACAUGAGCUCCUACGCUGAGGCUCUGAGAGAGGUCUCUGCCGCCCGAGAGGAAGUGCCCGGCCGCAGAGGAUUUCCUGGCUACAUGUACACUGAUCUGGCCACCAUCUACGAGCGUGCCGGCCGAGUGGAGGGAAGAAACGGCUCCAUUACUCAGAUCCCUAUUCUCACUAUGCCCAAUGAUGACAUCACCCAUCCAAUUCCUGAUCUGACUGGAUACAUCACAGAGGGUCAGGUCUACGUUGACAGACAGCUGCACAACAGACAGAUCUACCCACCCAUCAAUGUGUUGCCCUCACUGUCCCGUCUGAUGAAGUCAGCCAUCGGAGAGGGGAUGACCAGGAAGGACCAUGCUGAUGUGUCAAACCAGCUGUAUGCCUGUUAUGCCAUUGGUAAGGACGUCCAGGCUAUGAAGGCUGUGGUGGGAGAAGAGGCCCUCACCUCUGAUGAUCUGCUCUACCUUGAGUUCCUACAGAAGUUUGAGAAGAACUUUAUUGCUCAGGGCCCGUACGACAACAGGACAGUGUAUGAGACCCUGGACAUCGGCUGGCAGCUGCUGCGUAUCUUCCCCAAGGAGAUGCUCAAGAGGAUUCCUCAAAGCACCCUGGCUGAAUUUUACCCCAGAGAGUCUGCAGCCCGUCACUGAGACACACAAAGGGAUGCCCUGGUUCUAGUCUUACCUUUUUACCCGCCAUCCUCCCUUUUGUUGCUUUCUUCAAUCUGGCUGUACAGCCCUGCACCUCUGGGGGCUCAUAGACAAAUGUUUUUGAACCUUCACCCACCCUCCCCUCCCUUUUCUCCACUCUUCCUUUUACCUCCAGUUCAGCUUCUUCUCAUGAAUCAGUUCACCCCCACACCAUCCCCACUUUCCCUCCUGACUAGGGUAAUAAUCUUCUGUAGAUGUUCUGUAGUGUAUAUGUGUCCAGAAGUGGUUUAUGGAAAGUGUCUGUGAUUGUAAUGUCUCCUUGAUUGCAAAAAAAAGUGAACAUAUCCUUAAAAUGAUAGAUGAGUCCUUAUUUAUUGGGGAGUAUAACUGCUGGAUCCCCCUCCUUUUUUAAAUAAAUGCUAUGUGACAUCUAUUUCCUGCUAAAGACAAGAGGUUUCCAACUCAAGAAAGUUGUUUAUGUCAGGUUUUUUUUUUUUUUUUUUUUAAAUCCCCUCAACUAUAGUACUCCUGCAAUGGAACGGUCAGUGACAUAAGUUACCUAUUAGUAAUUACCUUUGGGUGAUUUUGGAGUCAAAAACUUUAUUUUGUCCACAACCUUUGUAUUGUUUAAUAAUGGGUAACUGCUGUAUUUUUUUAUCUCAAUAGCUUCAAGUUAGCCACUACUCAGAUGUUCUCGUCACCACCGACAGUAUGCUGAGGAAAGCGUCCUUAGUAAACAGACUUACAUACUUGGGCCACAGGUGUAGUUCAGAUGUUUACUCUAUGUUGCUCCCAGAACUUUCACUCUUUCUCCCUCUUGCUUCCUCUAGCUACUCUGGAAACAAUACAGUGGAUGUUUACAUUAUUUGUGUUUUGUUGUUUGAUUUGUGUUGCAAAAGAUGCAUAUAUAAGAUUAUAUUCAACAUUCCCAUCUGUCUGGAAACUAAUUCUUUGUUGUGCAAAAAUAAUGGUUUUGUGAGGUCAUGUGUCUAUGAAUAAAUUAAAUUAUACGAGUA
Centropristis striata (black sea bass) is the source of this 2614-nucleotide messenger RNA. It is a transcript of the gene atp6v1b2a, whose product is annotated as ATPase, H+ transporting, lysosomal, V1 subunit B, member a. The transcript has 14 exons. NCBI's taxonomy places the organism in Eukaryota, Metazoa, Chordata, Actinopteri, Perciformes, Serranidae. Gene Ontology annotation, molecular function: ATP binding; proton-transporting ATPase activity, rotational mechanism. The coding region runs from base 87 to 1598 and encodes 503 amino acids. Gene Ontology annotation, cellular component: proton-transporting V-type ATPase, V1 domain. The record is from RefSeq and is a predicted model, not a curated record. Gene Ontology annotation, biological process: ATP metabolic process; proton transmembrane transport.